AUACACCUUCCUUUGAAGCCGUUAUGGUGUACAGUCGUCCUUUAUACGAAUGAGGUCAUUAAACUGGAAACAGUACAAAGAAGAUUUACAAGAACAUUGUCAGGACUCCAGGGACUAUAUUACAAGGAGAGGUUGGCAUGUACCACAGCUGUCACUGGACUCCUAGACUGCAAAUACGCAGAGAAAUUGAUUCCUUCUGAGAAUGCAGUGUCACAGGAUUUAUGUCUGCUUUGCACCAGAGCAAACGUUUGCUGUUUCUUCUGCCUAUUUAAGAAGAUAAUUAAGAUUUUACCUGGGAACAAGGCUGGUGUUUCAAAUGACCCUACGACGGAUCAUUAUCUGAAACUUGACAAUCUCAUCUGACCUUAUCAACCAAACAGACACGCUGGAGAGAGGAGUGGACAUCGCGGACAGCGAGCAAAAUCGAAUUUUUGAGUCCCUGAUUUUAACUGCUCCUCCACUGAAAGACAUUUUACAUCUGCAGGGAGAAAUCAGGUAACAUGAUCGAGGACUUCUCCCAGCUUAGUCAUUCACGCUUCUCCGCUCUCCCAUCAAGCAGAAGAUAAAAAAUCUUGAGAGCCUGUGUCACCGGGCUCUAGGACAGUUUCUAUCCUGCUGUUAUCAGACUCUGGAAUGGACUUCUCAUCUGCUAAAAAGAGAUGAAGAGGGAAGACGCUGGGGAGAACUGGUCACAGGAUUCGACCCGAUGGGGGACUGUGAUUCGAAGGAGCAAGGUGCCAGAGUCUACUGAGGAUUGGUCAGUGAUGUGGACGUGGUCAGAUGCCGGGCCUGCGGACCAUCGAGGUUGAGGACUGGAGUCAUUGGCACAUCCUGGAAUUGGAGUUCCAUACAGGCAGGAGGAAUGAAGGCUGGCGACCCCCUAGGUAAAGAAAUACCUUUUUGACAAAGUCCUGCUCAUGAAAGAUGGAGAUCACAUCGUAUUAUACUAAACUUCUGGGAGAAUUAAAUGAGCAGCGUAAGCAGGACUUCUUCUGUGACUGCAGCAUAAUUGUGGAAGGAAGAAUUUUCAAAGCUCACCGGAAUAUUCUAUUUGCUAACAGCGGCUACUUCAGAGCCUUGUUAAUUCACUAUAUCCAUGAUAGUGGGCGCCCUAGCACUGCUUCAUUGGACAUUGUCACAUCUGAGGCCUUUUCAAUUAUUCUGGACUUCCUUUAUUCGGGAAAGUUGAACCUUUGCAGUAAAAAUGUUAUCGAAGUAAUGUCGGCUGCUAGUUAUCUACAGAUGACAGAUGUGGUCAGCUUUUGCAAGUUGUAUAUUAGAUCUUCUCUUGAUAUCUGUGUGAAAGAUGAAAAGGAUGAUGAUUGCAGUCAUGUGGAGAAUGGAAAUAAUAUAAAUGCCUUUGGAGAUGCUGUGUCCUUUUGUCGGAAUCAAUGUCCAAACCCUGUUCCGACAGUUCAACAACAGAAGGAGGCAAGCCCUGAGAAUAAUAAAGGACUUAACUGGAAUGAAUGCAGUACUUAUCAUCCCAUAGAUCUUGCACAAAAGGAUCAAGAUAAUCUUUCUCCAGAGAAAGUGCACCCUCCAUCGUUGCCCAAGCUUCCAGAACCGAAAGUUGAAUUCGACGAGGAUGAAGUGGGAUCAGUUGAGCGGUUCCGACAGUUUACACCGUCUGCCACGGAUCAGUCCGAGGAGCGGCUGCAGUCUGCCCCAGCCAUGGAGAUAGCGUAUGAGAAUUAUCAAAUGAAACAAUUCCUGGAAGUUUUAUUGAGGACAGGAAAUGUCCAGCGGAAAGAUGACAUCAUGCAGCACUUUUCCCGUGGGGGGCGUCCAGAGGACGGAGGGGGCACCUUCUCGAAUAUGAUGGAUGUCCAGAGCGAUUGGUAUGGGGAAGAUGCAGGGAAUGGGAUAAUUGUGCCAAAAAAGAUCUACAAGUGUCCAUUUUGCACCUACACAGCAAAGCAGAAAGGGAUCCUGAAGCGACACAUGCGUUCCCACACAGGAGAGCGCCCAUACCCUUGUGAGACCUGUGGAAAGAGAUUCACCAGACUUGAGCAUCUUCGAAGUCACGCUUUAAGUGUGCACCGUUCUAACAGACCAAUUGUCUGCAAAGGAUGCAGGAGAACGUUUACCAGCAACUUGCAGCAUGGCGCAAGGCGGCUUGGCCUCUGCGAUAGCUGCACGUGUGUGAUGACAACAAACGAGGAAGCAUCUCCGGUCAAUCUAAGCCAGACUGAGCAGGGUUUGGAAACCCAGGAGAAGGAGGACAAAGAUGCUAACUGGCCUGUGUACAUAGAAUCAAGUGAAGAAAAUGAGUCCGCUGGAGACAAUGUGGACGACAAGCAACAGAUUCAGAGAAGUUUGACAGAUAGUGAAGGAUUUAUUUAGUGACACAGUUUAUUCCCUCCACUCCAGAUGGGUUGCAAAUGUUCUUCCCUAAGCAUCAUGAUAAGCAAGUGCAGUAAUGUACCAUUAUAGUGUUGGAACCUUCAAGGCCAAAGAAACUCCAGCCAAUAUAGAUCCCUUAUUCAUUUUCAAAUGGGGUAUCAACAGUUGGAAUGGACCUCUGCCCAAGGAAUCCAAUUAGAAGUUGGUAAACUGGACAGAAGAAUAAUAUAGAAUGGUUGCCAACCUGAAUGGAGGAAGCUGGGAAGCCUCUUUCUGUGAUAAUUUCUUAAAUAGAAAGAGCCAAAUAUCUGCUGGUACAACCAAAGUAAAAUCCAGAGCCAAUUCCCUUUCAGCGUUUGCUGAUUAUUACUGCUUGAGAAUAUUUUUCCCAAAAGAAACUCUGCAAAUACAAUGGGACUGUGCUAAUUCUACUUUAAAUGACUUGUUCUAAGCAAAUUAAAUUUUGCUUGACUAUGCCAUUGGCUAAUCACUUAGUUCAAGAUCAAACAACUUGUAAUGUUCUGCAUUGAAUAGAUUUGUGGAUAAACGUUUUAUUUUAAAAAGCACUAAAAUGGUGGUGUUAGUGCAUUCAGAUCAUCUUUGAAUUUUAUGUGGAUGUUUUCUAACUUGUACUUAGUGAACAUUGUGUUGAUGUUCCUUCGGUUGAGUAAAAAGUCAGUUCUCCAAGACUUUUAUUUAGGGGCCAAUAGCCAGACCAACUGGAUAGCCCGGUCCUGGCUGCGAUACUGAACAUUCUUUAAUCACUAUAUGCCACAAAUGGAGGCAGGCAAGUUGGACUUCAGACAACUGAAGAAAUUUCUCCAGCACUUGAUAUAUUUAUGAUAAUUGUAACCAUUCUCAUUAUCGUCUUUUUCUGUUUAUGUUAUCUUUUUUUAUUGUAAGGGGUGGUGGGGGCAGGAUUUGUCCCCAAUCCUGGAAAUCUGCAGGUUUGGUUAAACAGUAAUGAACUGCUGUAAUGCUGAGAACUCGAUGAACCCUAUUCUUCACAUCAGAAAAUAAAAUUCAAGGGCUAGAAAAUAGUAUUUAAACGCAACUUAGAAAAGAAGCUGAACCUUGUCCAAUAUAAAACACUGUUUUGAACUGCUUUCAACUGCAAUAAUUUUUAAUUCACAUUUGACCUCUCAAAGGGAACAAGUAGAAGACUAAAAUGCUUACCUGAAAGGUCUCCUCACCAUUGUCUCUCUGACAGAUUAUAUUGCUAUUUGAUAGCCCUACAUCAAUAAAUUGUCAAUGUUUGUGUGGUCCACAUAAUAAUAGGGUGGAAGCAUAGACCCCGUGAUUGAUGCAUCAUUCCUUUGGUGUCAAGAUGUUUGCUGUUUUUAAGCUCAUCUUUUUAAUAACUGAUUGGAUGUGAUUUUAAUGUAUGUGUGCAUGUUAUAAAGUUUGUUCUCAGCUGU
Hypanus sabinus (Atlantic stingray) is the source of this 3764-nucleotide messenger RNA. RefSeq names its product zinc finger and BTB domain containing 8B (gene zbtb8b). The record is from RefSeq and is a predicted model, not a curated record. The coding region runs from base 925 to 2346 and encodes 473 amino acids. Gene Ontology annotation, molecular function: RNA polymerase II cis-regulatory region sequence-specific DNA binding; protein binding; DNA-binding transcription factor activity, RNA polymerase II-specific. The transcript has 9 exons. Lineage: Eukaryota; Metazoa; Chordata; Chondrichthyes; Myliobatiformes; Dasyatidae. Gene Ontology annotation, biological process: regulation of transcription by RNA polymerase II.